Cutaneotrichosporon cavernicola is the source of this 1305-nucleotide messenger RNA. RefSeq lists its product as uncharacterized. Gene Ontology annotation, molecular function: electron-transferring-flavoprotein dehydrogenase activity; flavin adenine dinucleotide binding. The transcript is spliced from 4 exons. The coding region runs from base 1 to 1305 and encodes 434 amino acids. Gene Ontology annotation, cellular component: cytoplasm. Lineage: Eukaryota; Fungi; Basidiomycota; Tremellomycetes; Trichosporonales; Trichosporonaceae. The record is from RefSeq and is a predicted model, not a curated record.
AUGACGGACCCUAGCUUGAGCAGCUCGUCCGGACCCCGCUGGAAGAACAUUAUCGUCAUUGGCGCGUCCGUCGCGGGCCACUCGGUCGUCAACGGACUCGCGCAACACCUGCCGAGCGGAUAUCGUAUCCUAUUGAUUGAGCGCAACGCUUUCGUGCACCACAACCCGUGCGUUGUGCGGUCCCUCGUUCGGCCCGGCUGGGACAUGACCAACUUUACCGCGCCUGUGCGUCAGGACACCAUCUUUCCCGCGGGUAGUCGCCAUCGCGUGGUAGCGCCCAAUCGGGUGGUCAAGCUCCGACGCACAAGCGUGUGGCUCGAACAGCCGUUCGAGGGGGCUGACGAGGUCGACUUUGAGAUCUGUAUCCUUGCCACGGGGGCACAGAGUCCUGCGCCGAUUAGGCCAAUGCCAGGAUGCUCGCUUGACGACUGGCGCACCGCCCUCCGGAGAGUGCAGGACGACAUUGCCUCGGCUCACAGCGUCCUCAUCGUCGGUGGAGGGAGUGUCGGCAUCGAAGUCGCUGGUGAAAUCACUGACGCGUACCCGAACAAGCGCGUGACCAUUGUUCACUGGGAUGUGGGGCUGCUACACCCCUCAGACAGCGGAGGUAACACUGCACACACGUACGUGCCGCCACGUACGCCAAACAAGUUGCGCAAAGACCUCGAGUCGCAGCUCCGUGCCCGCGGUAUCAAGUUACAGCUCAAGGACGGUGUCGACUUUGAAGCCGCAAAGGGCUCGGGACAAUGGGGCGGUAUGCCUGGUCCUCUCGGAGGCAUGCGUACCAUUCCACUGGUAUCCGGUGGAAAAAUUGAGGCCGACUACGUCUUCAACUCUACUGGAAACCGGCCCAAUUCUGACCUAGUUCGCUGGGCCGACCCAGGUUCCCUCACUACCAACGGGUAUGUCUCGGUCGACUCUUAUUUCCGCGUCCGCACUCGUACCCCCAACUCGCCCCUUGUUGGACACUACUACGCCAUUGGAGACGUGUGUAAUUCGCCGUCGUGGAAGACGGCUGAAGCCGCCAUCGCCGAAGGAGAUGCUCUCGCGCGUAUCAUCGUCACCCGACUGCGCGGGAUGAGUCCAACCCCAUACUCUCCUCCUGGACGGUUGCUCGAAUCCACCGUCCUGCUCGGGAGCGGGGGCGGGGCGUCGAUCCGCAAGUUCCCUAUUAUCGGAUAUAUUCGUUCUGAGGGAAGUGUGCGUGAGAAGAGCCACGAUUUCCAUGCUGGCAAGAACUUCUUCUCCCGUUUCCGUGGACAACGCCGCUUCGUGUCCACCAGCUCAUGGAGCCUUGCGAUUUAG